Messenger RNA from Drosophila eugracilis, 2345 nucleotides. Its product is annotated as major heat shock 70 kDa protein Ba. Gene Ontology annotation, biological process: protein refolding; cellular response to unfolded protein. Gene Ontology annotation, cellular component: cytoplasm. The transcript has a single exon. The record is from RefSeq and is a predicted model, not a curated record. Bases 216 to 2147 code for a protein of 643 amino acids. Gene Ontology annotation, molecular function: heat shock protein binding; ATP-dependent protein folding chaperone; misfolded protein binding. Lineage: Eukaryota; Metazoa; Arthropoda; Insecta; Diptera; Drosophilidae.
UUCAAUUGAAUUCAAACAAGCAAACUAAACACAUCGCUAAGCAAAAGCUAAGCAAAACAAGCGCAGCUGAAAAGCUAAACAUUCUGAAACAAACUGCAAGAUAAAGUGAAUUAAGUAAAAUAACUGCUAUUUAUUAAGAAGUUAUUACUGAAGAAAAGAAUAAUAAGUUGAAUACAUCUGAGUAUCCAUUACCAAGUAAGAAACAAACUCACAAAAUGCCAGCUAUUGGAAUCGAUCUGGGCACUACGUUCUCAUGCGUGGGUGUCUACCAACACGGCAAGGUGGAGAUCAUCGCCAACGAUCAGGGCAACCGCACCACCCCGUCCUAUGUGGCCUUCACAGACUCGGAACGCCUCAUCGGCGAUCCCGCCAAGAACCAGGUGGCCAUGAAUCCCAGGAACACGGUGUUCGACGCCAAGCGCCUCAUCGGGCGCAAGUAUGAUGACCCCAAAAUCGCGGAGGACAUGAAACAUUGGCCCUUCAAGGUGGUGAGUGACGGCGGAAAGCCCAAGAUCGGAGUGGAGUUUAAGGGCGAGGCCAAGAGAUUCGCUCCCGAGGAGAUCAGCUCGAUGGUGCUGGCCAAGAUGAAGGAGACGGCAGAGGCGUAUCUGGGCGAAAGCAUCACGGACGCUGUCAUCACGGUGCCCGCCUACUUCAACGACUCCCAGCGGCAGGCCACCAAAGACGCUGGUCACAUCGCCGGCCUGAAUGUGCUCCGUAUCAUCAACGAGCCCACAGCGGCGGCACUGGCCUACGGACUGGACAAGAAUCUCAAGGGAGAGCGCAAUGUGCUAAUUUUUGAUCUGGGAGGCGGAACUUUCGACGUCUCUAUCCUUACCAUCGACGAGGGAUCGCUGUUCGAGGUGCGCUCCACCGCUGGAGAUACUCAUCUUGGUGGCGAGGACUUCGACAACCGGCUGGUCACCCAUCUGGCAGAGGAGUUCAAGCGCAAAUACAAGAAGGAUCUUCGCUCCAACCCUCGCGCCCUUCGACGACUCAGGACGGCUGCCGAGCGAGCUAAGCGAACGCUCUCCUCCAGCACGGAGGCCACCAUCGAGAUCGACGCGUUGUUUGAAGGCCACGAUUUCUACACCAAGGUGAGCCGUGCCAGAUUCGAAGAGUUGUGCGCGGACCUCUUCCGCAACACCCUGCAGCCCGUGGAGAAGGCCUUAACCGACGCUAAGAUGGACAAGGGCCAGAUCCACGACAUUGUGCUCGUUGGCGGAUCGACGCGCAUCCCCAAGGUGCAGAGCCUGCUGCAGCAGUUCUUCCACGGUAAGAACUUGAACCUUUCCAUCAACCCGGACGAGGCAGUGGCCUACGGAGCCGCAGUACAGGCCGCCAUCCUCAGCGGAGAUCAAAGUGGAAAGAUCCAGGACGUUCUACUGGUGGACGUGGCCCCACUGUCACUGGGAAUUGAGACCGCUGGUGGAGUGAUGACCAAGUUGAUAGAGCGUAACUGCCGCAUUCCGUGCAAGCAGACCAAGACGUUCUCCACGUACUCUGACAACCAGCCAGGAGUAUCGAUCCAGGUAUAUGAGGGCGAGCGUGCGAUGACCAAGGACAACAAUGCGCUGGGCACCUUCGAUCUGUCCGGCAUUCCACCAGCUCCAAGGGGUGUGCCCCAAAUAGAGGUCACCUUUGACAUGGAUGCCAAUGGAAUUCUAAACGUCACCGCUAAGGAGAUGAGCACGGGCAAGGCCAAGAACAUCACGAUUAAGAACGACAAGGGACGCCUCUCGCAGGCCGAGAUUGACCGCAUGGUGAACGAGGCUGAGAAGUACGCCGAUGAAGAUGAAAAACAGCGUCAGCGCAUAACUUCUCGAAAUGCCUUGGAGAGCUACGUCUUCAAUGUGAAGCAGGCCGUGGAGCAAGCACCCGCUGGCAAACUGGAAGAGGCUGACAAGAGCUCUGUCCUGGAGAAAUGCAAUGAGAUUAUUCAAUGGCUGGACAGCAAUACCACCGCCGAGAAGGAGGAGUUCGACCACAAGCUAGAAGAGCUCACCCGCCACUGCUCCCCUAUCAUGACAAAGAUGCAUCAGCAGGCAGCGGGAGCGGGAUCCGCUGGCGGUCCAGGCGCCAACUGUGGACAGCAGGCCGGAGGUUUCGGUGGCUAUUCUGGACCCACGGUGGAGGAGGUGGACUAAAGCCAAAGUUCCUAGUUUUUAUUCAUCAAUGGGUUAAUUCAUAGUUUCGCUUAAGUUUUUGAGACUGACAAGAAUGUUUUGAUCGAAUAUUCUUUUAGACGAUAUUAAUAGUAUUACAAUUUACCAGUCUUAAGUUAGCAACAAAUUGUUAUUAGCAAUAUGAAAAAUAAAUUAUUUAUUUUGAAAUUUAAAACAGAA